UAAUUAUUGAUGCGAUGUACAAGAGUAAUGAGUAUCGGAUUCUACUCUUGGAAGUUGUGGGUAUCACAUCCACAAUGAAAACUUAUUCUCUUAUGUUUGCAUAUUUGAAUAAUGAGACGGAAGAGCGACUGAUAUGGGCAUUGGAUACUUUAAAGAGAUGGAUGGUUGAAAAAGGGGCAGCGUUGCCAUCGGUGAUUGUUUCAGAUAGGGAUCUGACACUUCUUGGCGCCAUUGGAAUAUGUUUUCCCUUCGCGCAACACAUCCUUUGUAUUUGGCACAUAAACCAAUGUGUGAUGAAGAAGUGCAACUCUAUGCUUGGUACGAGGUGGGACGAGUUUUCCGAAGCAUGACAGUUGCUUAUUCAUUCAUCGACACCGAUGUCUUUGCAACAAAGAUGGAAUGUCAUGUGCGGAGAGUUUGAGCAAUACUCUGAUGCCAUACAAUACCUUUGGGAUACAUGGUUAGGUCCUUACAAAGAGCGAUUUGUUGCAGCAUAUAUAAACCAGUUUAUGCACCUCGGGAGCAAUUCAAGCCAAAGGGCGGAGUUUGCACAUGCGAGGCUCAAACGAUACUUGGGAGAUACCAUGUCCUUGCUUCAAACAUCUUUUCAGAAAAUAGAAAAGAUGUUGACCAGUCAGUUCGGGGAUAUUCAGGAGUCGUUCCAGAAAUCUCUCAACAUUCCACGACACAUACAUCUACAUGAAGGCAUUUAUAGUGAAAUCAGAGGUUGCAUUUCAUUAUAGGCAAUGAACUUGAUCCAUAAUCAGGCACAACGCACUGAUAACGAAGCUGGCCUUUGCUUUUGUAAGAUCAAAAGGACACACGGAUUGCCAUGCUUUCACAAUAUUGCACUUUACCAUUCUGUGGAUAGACCAAUUCCGCUAAGCUCUAUCCACCCUCACUGGAGUAAGUUGUCCAUGCACGCCCAGAGGCAUAUUGACGAGGGAGCACGAUCCGACAGGACGGCUCAGCUUAUUGAAAGAUUAAAUGAAAUGGAUUCCGACAGUCGAGAGUCUAUGAUGGACAGGUUUCUCGAUAUGGCGGAUCCAUCUCGUUGCACAGUUCGACCCCCAGCAUAUAACACAGAACACAGGGGUCGACCUACAGGCAGAGAUAAGCAGAAUACACAUACCUUCUUUCACAGUAUCCAUUUCAGAAUCUCGGGCCUCACGUAUUCCAACAUCGCGAAGGAGCAAUGAGAGGGAUCACCUCGUUGAGAAAUUUCCUCAGCAGUAUCAGCGUUAUAUUUCCCACUGUGUUGACGUUCGACCCGACGGUCAUUGUGGCUUCAGGGCGUUAGCUGCACAACUUUAUGGUUCUGAAGAUCAAUGGGCUCAAGUACGACAUGACCUUAUCUAAGAGAUUGAACAAAAUCGGGUCCUGUACGAUCAGCUUUAUCUAGAACAUAAUUAUGUAUCCCAUGUGCUACGAAGACUUCAUUGCUUCCGGCCAUCGGCACCAGAGGAUCAUUGGAUGGAUUCUAUAUCAUUGGGUCUUGUCAUAGCAUCAACGUACAACGUUGUACUGCAUACAUUCGAUAUGAUUACUUCGAGUUGUUUCACUCACUUGCCGUUGAGCUCCCAUCCAGUUCCAUUCGCAACGCGCACACAUAUAGCUAUUGGUCGUAUUAAUGACAAUCACUUCGUGCAAGUUUUCUUAUACCGUCAUUAUCCUGUACCACUCAUCAUAUGGUGGAGGCUAAAUGCAUCAAAUGAAGCACACGGAUGGGCUCAUCCUUAUGAAGCACGCCUCCAAUUGUGGUACGAAGUAAUGCAGAUAGAUCCGCCGGGACGACGACCACAAUUUGGCGGAAAUAUUGACUAAAUUUGUGUAUUUAUUUAUGUUCAUGUAUUGAUUCUAUAUACUCAAUUGUAAUUAACUAAAGUUUGAUUUCGGUUUGCAUUAUUGUCUGUUUAGAAAAAUAUAAAGUAAA
This is a messenger RNA of Rhododendron vialii, 1933 nucleotides long. RefSeq lists its product as uncharacterized. The transcript is spliced from 2 exons. Bases 378 to 743 code for a protein of 121 amino acids. Lineage: Eukaryota; Viridiplantae; Streptophyta; Magnoliopsida; Ericales; Ericaceae. The record is from RefSeq and is a predicted model, not a curated record.